AUUAUCGGAUACGAUCCGGAUUCCAAUGUAUUCCCAAAUGCGCGGGUGGAAGGGGUCGACGAACUGCGGAACGAUAUAUACGAAUCCGUUAAGAACAAGAAAAAGGGAGCGCUGCUAGACGCACUAAAGAAUGGCAUAAAAAACGUUGGCUUAGAACAGGCCGGGACGUAUGUGACGGUGGGGCUGGCUGUGCUUAUGGCG
Sphaeroforma arctica JP610 is the source of this 201-nucleotide messenger RNA. RefSeq lists its product as hypothetical. The record is from RefSeq and is a predicted model, not a curated record. NCBI's taxonomy places the organism in Eukaryota, Ichthyosporea, Ichthyophonida. The transcript has a single exon. The annotation marks the transcript as partial.